AAUUAUGAUUCCCAAAUACCCAGUACUGGAGCCCGUAAGCACAAUGCUACUGCUACCACCCAAGGUUAGCCACACCUGCAAGCGCCAUUCGUACUGCGCAGCGCACGGACCGGUUGACUAGCAGGAUUAAUUAGCGGCUUGCACGUAUAGGCUCGCUCGAAGUUGUUGAGAGCGUGCUUCGUGUUAGCGAUAGCCCAACACGUAGUGUAACUGCGCAGGCGUGGGCUACAAGAUGACCCUGGCGAAGGACACGUCGGUGCCCUUCCAGCGUCAGCAGGUGCUGUCCGCCGUACAGAGAUGCGCGCCCGACGCCGCCUACUUGAGGGAGUCGCCCCUCACCGCCACGAUCGCUCUGCACACAGUGGUGACGCGAGGGUUCGACCGCAUGUUCCUGGACCUCGAGAGGCGCGGCGCGCAGCUUGGCAUCAGCUCCAUCGGACUCAGAGUCUCUACGCUCAAGGACAUCUACCUCAAGUUGACCCUGGCGAGCGUGUCCCUCAGCGAGAAAACAUCUUGGGGACUCCAAUUGCCUGCCAAUCUGGCAACCCUGGUGAGCACCCGCGGCUCGAAGCCUGGAACCUGCGCGCGCUCCAUGGCGCUGAUGCUGGAGCGGGUGCUGUUCCUCCGAACGCGCUGUCGGUCCACGCUGCUCGGCGCCCUGAUGCCCGUGCUGGUCCUGGUGGCCGCGUUCCAGUGGAUGGCCGCGGACCAGCCGAAGCGCGAGAACGCCACGUCUUCCGUCAUCCUGGUGCCGGUGUCCCUGCGAGAGCUCUAUCCCGACGCCCGCGUCUUCCUCGACGACGACGACGAGGCCAGGAAGGGAAUCAGCCCGUACUACGUGCAUAUGGUCAAAGAGGAAGGGGUGGUGAUGGCCCGCUACGACGGCACGGCGGGUGACGUGCUCCUCCAGGAGGCCAGAGCGGACUACGUGUCCUACACUAGUAGCUCCGUCCUAGGCGCUGUCUUCCGCGACGAAGAGUUGCAGGCCUGGUUCAACCCCUACGCCAUCAUGAGCAAGUCCCUGGCAUUCGACCUCGUCAGCAGCGCCCUGCUCGCGUUCAACACCGGAAGCUUCUGGGCACGCUUCGAGACGACGCUGGCGGUGCACAUUCCCCAGGUGAUGAAGCAACAGCGGAAGCGGCGACUGAAGGGAGACCCGGAUGCCGAAGACUACGAAGACGACCCCAUGGGCCGCGUCGACGAGCAGGUGCACAGCAUGGCGGCCAUCUGGGCUCUGAUGGGGCCGCUGGCGUUGGCCCUGAUCGCGUCCUCUUUCGUGGCGUUUCCGAGCGCUGAGAGCUCUAGCGGCUUCAUGCAGUUGGUGCUGAUGACCGGCGUCCCCGGAUGGCUGCACUGUCUCUGCAACACCAUAUUCGACCUCGCCCUAUACGUCUGGGUGGUCAUACCGGCCUCCGCGGCCUUCGCUUCCUACUUCCAACUAUAUUUCAUCUCCUACAAGGCCCUGCUCUCGGUGUUCGCCACGGCCGGCAUACUAUGCAUCCUGUCUGCAUACGACAUCGCCUACUGGAGCAGCAACUCCUGCAGAGCCCACGUCACAGCGUUCAUCUUCUUCGGGGUUACCGUAUUGGUAGAAGUGGCAGUGACCUGCUUAGGAAACCACCGUAUUUGA
Dermacentor andersoni is the source of this 1630-nucleotide messenger RNA. The record is from RefSeq and is a predicted model, not a curated record. NCBI's taxonomy places the organism in Eukaryota, Metazoa, Arthropoda, Arachnida, Ixodida, Ixodidae.